AACACUAAAUAAAUACAAUUAGAAAAAUGAAAAAAGAAAAUGGAAAAGGGCGUAUGGUUCAGUGACCAUUUACCUCCCCAAUCCGGCGACGUCUUGGAGCUGGAACUAGGUUUGCUAUAGCUUGGGACUUGGGACUACAAACAAUUCAUUCUAACCUUUCACUCCUUAUCAGAAUUAGGAAGAAAAAAAAUGGUACAACCUUCUCCCCGACUCCCCAUUUCCCCAACCCUGAUCGAAUUCGUUUUUUCCAUCUCGCCGGUUCAGUUUGUCUAAUUUCAUCGGCCAUCUCCCCUGUUCUCAUCGAUCACUAUAAUCCCCAGGCAUUCAACUUGGCAUAGAACUCAAAGGUUUGAUCUUUCACUAUAUUUUGAUAUGUGCAUUUGGGUUUGCUUAAUCGUCCAGAACCAUGGAUUCUAUAUUCAGGUUUCUUCUCUUUAAUACCUCUUUUAGUGAUUCAAUCGAAGCCAUUUCUCCCAAUUUCAAACCUUUUCUUCUGGCGAUUUCUAGGGUUAGAAAGGGGGAUUUUCUGGGAUCUUCUCAGCAGAUCCUUCUCCCUAUUUUGCUCCUCUUCAACCUCUUCUCAUCGAUGUCAAGCAAGUCGGCCAACAAUUAUCCUCUAAGAUUCACCAAACAAACACGCCUUCCACCCUUGAAGUCGCGUUCUAUCGAGAAGUUGUUGUCCAAGUUGAAGUCCGUUGUUGCUAUUGUAAAGCUGAGCCCAUAAGUUUCGAUUUCCCACGAAGUCGCCUUCUUUCCACAAAGUCACUGUCCAAAUUGAUUCCUAUUGCCGUUCCAUACACAGUACUUUCAUCGAUCGGGUACGUAGCUCCUUAAAGUAUUUUGCGGCUAAAAUUUCCAUCACACAAGAGUAAAUUAUAUUAAAACAUUUGAGUUUAACUUAUAUGGAAAGAGUGGUAGAUUCACAAGCGGUUGACUAUUGGAAUGAGUUCACAUCCUUAAGCCUCUAUACUUAAGAAGCUCCUUAAGUUAAUAUGGGCCAUUAGAUCAAUCUUAAGUAGUUAGUGGGUUGUUAGUGGACAGUUAGCUGUUUUUAGGUUGUUAGGGGUAAGAAUGACAUUGCAAUUUUAGUUUAAUUAAUUAUCAAUGUAUUUAUUUAUACUAACCCCAUGUCUUACGUUGGUAAACUAGGGUUUUUUUAUAUUGUUCUCUAGGUUUUUCUGCUUCCACAAGUUCUACGGCUCCGGCGACGUCGACAUGCAGUAGCAUCGUUUUUCUGGUGCAGGGGAUACCUGCGAUCGUCCGCCGGUUUUUGGUGCACUAGUCGUCGACAGCAGCGUCGCGAAUCUCGUUCAUUCUGCAGCUUCCCAACUUCUUCCUUCCGUUGUUUGCAGCGCCGCGAAUCUCGUUAAAUCCGCAGCUUCAUGACUUCCAUCCAUCGUUUCAACGCCUCAAAUCUUAUCGGGUGGAGCAGCUUCACGUCGCCGCACAUUCCAUCGUUGAAGCUUCCUUCGACAUCUUACCUUUCGUGUGCUUUUGCUCAGACGAGUAUGCAUCGUGGGUUGUUUGUUAACCUAAUCUGAUCUAUGUAUUAACAUUUUGUGAAGUAAUGGUCAACGAUUCUUCCAAUGGCCAUGAAAGGUUUUCAAUCUUGUUAUUGUUUCUUUGUGGUGAUUGUUAACCUUUCAUCGCUGAUUGUUAACCUUUUGUAGUUGAUUGUUAAUGUUCUUACGUUGAUAACAAUUUGGCUAUAGGCAACAAAGUAUGGUUAACAAA
Messenger RNA from Linum trigynum, 1734 nucleotides. The record is from the annotation of a GenBank genome assembly. Lineage: Eukaryota; Viridiplantae; Streptophyta; Magnoliopsida; Malpighiales; Linaceae.